Messenger RNA from Onthophagus taurus, 1232 nucleotides. RefSeq names its product retinol-binding protein pinta-like. Gene Ontology annotation, molecular function: phosphatidylinositol bisphosphate binding. The record is from RefSeq and is a predicted model, not a curated record. NCBI's taxonomy places the organism in Eukaryota, Metazoa, Arthropoda, Insecta, Coleoptera, Scarabaeidae. Gene Ontology annotation, cellular component: membrane.
CCUCCCAAUUCCUCUCAAAGUGGAUAUACAUCUGACAUUAAUAGAACAUGUCUGUUCGACCUCUUUGUCCCGAGCUUCAAGCUAAAGCUAUAGCCGAGCUUAAUGAGGAUCCAAAAAGAAUCGAUGAUGAUAUUCAAGCCCUUAGAGAUUGGUUGGAAAAGCAACGUCACUUAACACCGAGAAUGGAUAAACAAUUUUUGUUAAGUUUUCUACGUGGUUGUAAGUUUAGUUUAGAAAAGGCUAAAAAGAAAUUAGAAAAUUUGUAUACCAUGAAAACGAUUCUUCGCGAAUUUUUUGAAAAUAGGGAUCCUUUAUCACCCGAAAUUCAAGCAAUAUUAAAACUGGGACCGUUCCUACCACUUACUAAAGUAGGAAGUCCCGAUGCCCCACGUAUCAUAUUAUUUAGACAUGUAGAUCCAGCUGUGCACAAAAUGAAAGAUAUAUUCAAAGUUAACAUUAUGAUAUCAGAUAUUUUGAUGAAUGAAGAUGAUCAAAUCAUUAUUGGAGGCAUGGUUGCAUUACAAGAUAUGGCGGGAGUUGGUUCAUCUAGUAUGGUACACAUGGACUUAUCACUUACAAAAAAAGCAAUGAUGUUUUUCGAUGGAGCUUACCCACAAAGACCAAAAGCAAUGCACUUUAUCAAUUUACCAUCAUUUUUUGAUACCAUGUAUAAUAUGAUGAAACCAUUUUUCAAAGAAAAAAUGAUGAAGAGGUUUGUUAUUCAUAAAGUAACCAACAUGGAUGAAAUUUAUAAACACAUCCCAAAAUCGAUUUUACCAACUGAAUACGGUGGAGAUGCUGGUCCAAUUCAAGAUUUAAUUGAUCAUUGGAAGGCUAAAGUUGAGAGCUAUGCAGAAUGGUUUAAAGAAGAUGCAAAAUAUAAAUCUGAUGAAUCAAAAAGAAUCGGAAAACCGAAGACUGAAAGUGAUUUAUUUGGAAUUGAAGGAUCGUUUAGAAAAUUGAAUGUUGAUUAGAAUUGGAAUUACUUUCCUGAGCAAUUCGCUACUGCCGGGGCAAAAGGUCAUAAGUCUAUUUUUUUUUAAUAUGGCGCUUGAGGCAAAUUUGAAUUCUUCAUGUUGAUACAAUUGUACAAUAUGAAGAAUAACGCCAUAUUAAAAAAAAUAGACUUACCAGAUGAUUUUUUCCACUAAAAUAAUAAGUACACGUUUUCAAGUUAUCAUUAUUUUGUAAUUUUAUUACUUUUAUUACGAGUAUAGAUAAGGGAAUAAGUA